Molecule: messenger RNA, 1395 nt
Organism: Phalaenopsis equestris
Lineage: Eukaryota; Viridiplantae; Streptophyta; Magnoliopsida; Asparagales; Orchidaceae
Exons: 4
Coding region: 253-711 (152 amino acids)
Source: RefSeq, a predicted model, not a curated record
CUCAUCUACGAGGGACGCAAAUGUUUCGUUGUCGAUUAGUCGUGAUGAGCGUAUUAGGGUUUAUGAAGACUCGUAGAGCAGAAGAACGUCGGGGGAAUUACUAUCGUCGGUUACUUUGUACUGAUUGCUGAUUCUCUGUUGUCGAAUUGAGGAUUCAACUAGUGUAGUUCUAGUGCUGAGCUAUUGCUGUACUCCUUCUACAUCUCGUUUGAUUUUGAGUUUUUCAGAUUAAGAAUUCAUCUUUUGGAUUCUAUGGAUGAGGUUGAUGUCGUAAUUGAUAUUAGCUCGGAUGAGGAAAACAUGGCAGAUGAACCUUUUGAUAUAUCUGAAGAAUGGCUCAAUGAGUUGCUUGAAUCUGUAGAUAUAGAAGCGCUUAGGGAUUUGGAUGAUGUUGUGGUUGCUGAUGAAGAUUCUAAAUCAUCAUUCAUGAAGAAGCCGAGUUCCUUGCAAAUGGAGUCUGACGAGGACUGUUUGAUUCUGGAUUGUGAUCCUGAUAAGGUAAUGUCUGUGGUUGAUGGCGAAGGUGAAUCUGUCGCUGGGUGCGCUGAUUUGCUCAUAGUUGGAGAGAAGGGACAUUUGGCUUGCAGGGACUUUCCCCAUCCUCGUCAUUUGUGUGCGAGCUUCCCUUUCAGCAGCACUCCACAUGAGAAGCAUUGCAAACUGGAAAGUCUUGUGCCAUUGCUAUGUUUGCGACUCCCGAGCUCCAUGUAACUACUGGGGUUACGGCCUCUCGACGACAGACCAUUGUCACGCAAGCGACAAAGAACAAGUCUGGAUAUCUCUUCGGAAUUAUUUUAAACAACCAUCCAACAAAUUCUCAGAACCACCAUGGUUACCUCCCAUCAGUCAAUCAAACAAACAACCCUUUAGAAAUUUCCAAAGUGUUUACCAUCCAUCUUCAGGAUUUCAUGCACCUGAAGAACCAAAUUCCAGCCAAUUUCAGAGAACUUCUGUUCAGAGCUUUCUAUCCUCAGAAGUACUGCAGCGAUCGAUGCAACCCGAAGUGCCAAACAACAUGGAGAUGAUACGAGGUAUGCUGGCUUCGUUCGAAGAACAUCUUCUGGGCAACGAUUUUAAUGGCGGAAGCAUGGAGGAUAGCAAUAUACCCUCGGCUUCAUCCCUCAAUCCUGUUCUCAGCAAACCGCUUUUACGACGAAGAGAACCGGUACGACCUCCAUGAUCAGUUAGCUUAAGCAUUCGGCUCUUCAUCUGUUCUACACCACACUGUCCGGGUAAAGUAGUUGUCUGUGCAGUUUAUGCUCUGUAAUUGAAAGGAAAAUCCCAAUUCUGUUUCUGUAAUUGCUUUUUUUUCCUCGGAUUUGAUUGCAAAAUACUUUUUAUUGAUGCCGUUUGUACAUUCGAUCAUAGGCCAGUUGUCUGCCUUAAUUAUCAUCA